Messenger RNA from Paramecium sonneborni, 632 nucleotides. NCBI's taxonomy places the organism in Eukaryota, Ciliophora, Oligohymenophorea, Peniculida, Parameciidae. The record is from the annotation of a GenBank genome assembly.
AUUCAAUAUGUAGAAUUUAUCAGCUUCUUGUUUUAUGUAAAAACCAGAUAAAUAGUUUUACUAUAAUUUACUUAGGUAAGAGUAUUUAUUACAAACAAAGCCAGAAAUUGAUAUUGUAAAUUAAGCUGUCCAAAUGUAUAGGUAAAAAAUAUUGAAUAUUCUUAGAAAAUGUGUUGAAUAUUUUGAUAGUUUAUAAGAUCCAAUCAAAUAUUAUUUUUUGGAGAAAAUUUAAACUGCUUUAAGUGAAACAAAAACAUUGAGGUUAAUAAUUAAUACAAAAAAUGAGUUAGCAGAUUAAUCAAUUAGGAAAUCUACAAAAUUAAGUUUUACUGCAGAAAAAAAGAUUAAUGAGAUUGAUUAAAUUCAAAUUAAAAAAGCAAGAGCUUAAUAAGUAAAUUUAAUGAUUAAAAUGAAUAACGAAGCUGAAUAAUAAAGCGUAAAUGUAAAUUAAAUAUUUCACAUAAAAGGUUUAAAAUAUGAUGAAUAAUUAUGUGGAUGAAAGGGAAAAUGUAGAAAAAAAAUUAAAGUAAGAUUUAGAUUGCUAAUAAAAUAAUAUUAAUGUAAGAUUAAUGAAAAGAAGAAUGGCAUAGAGGAAUAUGACUGUAAGCCAUUCAAUGUAAUAAUUAGCUUGA